Molecule: messenger RNA, 1809 nt
Organism: Nerophis lumbriciformis (worm pipefish)
Lineage: Eukaryota; Metazoa; Chordata; Actinopteri; Syngnathiformes; Syngnathidae
Source: RefSeq, a predicted model, not a curated record
GAUGGGUCCUUGGUGUUUAAUGUAUAUUUCAUUAGACUGGCGUCCAGUCUAAUUAACAUAAUCAGUGAUGUAGUCAGCCUGUGCAUCUGCGUGAUCAUCAUCUGCAGUAAAUACUCACAUCUGCUCAAAAGAGAGACCAUGAAGAUGAUCCUCCUGCGUAAAUUCCGGGUUUUGAUUCUCAUGGUGUUCCUGGUGGCGUGCUCCAUGCACAUCAUGAUAGACUUGCUGCCCAAGCUGGAGAGGCAAGGCGUAGGCGGCUGCUCCUGCUCGCACACGCCCAGUGAGGAGCCUCGCAACUGGGCCAAACAAGGCUGGCCCAACAAGCACACGCUGCGCAUCCUGCAAGACUUCAGCAACGAGCCCAGCGCCUCCAACAUCUCGUCACAUUCCUUGGAGAAAGCCCCAGCGGGUGGUGACAAGUCUCAGGGGUUCCGGAUCCCGCAACACUAUGACCACCCUUCGGACAGGAAGAGGCCAUUCAUCCAGGAUGCUGCAGUCAGCAAGAACCUGCCGGCCAAGGGUUCAAGACUGGCCGCCCUCUACGAGCACCCCUUGUAUAAAAGGUCCUUGCCGACGCUCACAGAUGAGGAUACGCUGUUCAACGUUAACACAGACAUCCGAUUUGACCCCAAGGCAGCAGAACAAGAGUGGAAUGGUGAAGGCAAUCCAGAGGAGUUCAGCCCAACUGGAGAGCUGACAGCUGACUCAUAUCCUAACUGGCUGCGCUUCCACAUUGGAAUUAAUCGUUACGAACUCUACUCCAGACACAAUCCCGUCAUCGAUGCUCUGCUGAAGGAUCUUGUCAACCAAAGGAUCACCAGCGUGGCGAUGAAAUCUGGAGGCACCCAGCUCAAGCUCAUUAUGACCUUUCAGAACUACGGACAGGCUCUCUUCAAGCCCAUGAAACAGACUCGUGAACAGGAGACGCCCCCGGAUUUCUUCUAUUUCUCAGACUUUGAGAGACACAAUGCUGAGAUUGCUGCUUUCCAUCUUGACAGGAUUCUGGACUUUCGUCGUGUCCCUCCCGUGGCCGGCAGACUUGUCAACAUGACCAAGGAGAUUCGAGAUGUCACACGUGAUAAAAAGCUGUGGAGGACAUUCUUCAUAUCACCAGCAAACAAUGUGUGCUUCUACGGUGAAUGUUCUUACUACUGCUCGACGGAGCACGCUCUAUGCGGCAAGCCUGACCAGAUCGAAGGAUCCCUGGCCGCCUUCCUUCCAGAUCUCGCCCUUGCGAAGCGUAAAACCUGGAGGAACCCUUGGAGACGCUCCUACCACAAACGCAAGAAGGCAGAAUGGGAAGUUGAUCCCGACUACUGCGAGGAGGUCAAACAGACGCCGCCGUAUGAUAGCGGAACAAGACUUCUGGACAUCAUGGACAUGACCAUCUUUGACUUCCUCAUGGGAAACAUGGAUAGGCAUCAUUACGAGACAUUUGAAAAGUUUGGAAACGAGACAUUCAUCAUCCACCUGGACAAUGGCAGGGGUUUUGGAAAACACUCCCAUGAUGAAAAGUCCAUCCUCGUGCCACUGACUCAGUGCUGCAGGAUACGCAAGUCGACCCACUUGCGACUGCAGCUGCUGGCUAAGGAGGAAUACAAGCUGUCCACGCUAGUGGCAGAAUCCCUGGUGAGGGACCGGCUCAGUCCCAUCCUCAUCCAGCCACACCUGGACGCUAUGGACCGGCGGCUCCGCCAGGUUUUGCAGGUGGUGAGUGAAUGCAUCGAAAAGGAGGGCUACAGUUACGUGGUGGAAGACGACCUCCAAGGGAGUCAAUGGACAGAGCACAGUGGGCCGAGAAGGAGGUAG